Molecule: messenger RNA, 1474 nt
Organism: Bactrocera oleae (olive fruit fly)
Lineage: Eukaryota; Metazoa; Arthropoda; Insecta; Diptera; Tephritidae
Source: RefSeq, a predicted model, not a curated record
UUACCCAAAUCACCUUCAACCGCCACCGACACUGUGUUGCCUCAAGCUUAGCUUUAUGGUGCGCGUGAAGCAUGAAAAGCCCGCAAAUGAAGACUUUGUCACCGUAUAUUACCUUUUUCUAACACAAUCUCGACUUUAUUAUUAUUUUUGCAAUUGUCAUCUAAUCGUCAUAGUUUAUUUAUGUUUUUGGUUCAUAUAAACAACGCGGUGUUGCAUGCGACCACCUUCAGACCGCUGCCAAACAUUUUCGAGACAAUACCGCCGCGGAGAGAAUGUGUGCGAAUUUCGACACGAGCCUAUGGUGGAAGGGCCACCAUCGAACCAACGGUGUUUUACUGUUAUUGUUGUUGCUUUUAAAGCCAACAUUUAUACAAACAUUGCGUGAAAUGAUCGAUGAGAAUAGUUUUGAUUAUUUAAAGAUUAACAGCAACAAGCAUUAUGCAAAUACAACGAAUAUGCCUGAACGCCUAGCAUCAAGUGAAGACAGUGGGGUAUUACAUUACUUUCGGUUCCAUGGCUUCGAACCGCGUGCGCUGAGCACCUACACUUGGACUACAUCGACAAGCAGACCAACAGUGGAGGUGGAAAGAAAAUCUAUUGGCAGUAAAGAAAGUGCUAAUGCGAUCAGCAAAAAUGUACCGGAAAACCGCAAGGCUCGUGGUAUACACUUUGAGGCCGACGGUAAAGAUCUUUCCAUCAAUUUGGAAUUCAUUAUACCGUUUCUGCGUGUGCCCAUCGCGCGUAGUGUUCAAAUCACACAAGCGGCUUUUCGUAAAUUGGCCGAUUUGAAUUCGGAUACACUGCUGCUCAGCAGUGGCUUUGCAAUUGUAGGCGCAAUUAUAGCGGCGAUUAUAAAAACCUUCACGACACCUACGCUCCUUGGUUAUGGCUAUAAAAAAGCCUCACGAGCUGCGGACUUCAUGGAUGGCUUAAAGUUCGCCAGUUAUGUGCCGACGACCGAUCAAGGUGAUACAGUAACGAAAUCUAUUAUCAAAGUUCAAGAUAUGCUAAAUGUUUUGGAGCGCAAUCUAUAUGCAAACCACAUAAAUAUAAGCGUUUGCGCUCAGCGAGCGAUCUGUAGUUAUGUGCAGCAAGCCACAACAGGCGUACGCACAGGAUUGGGCUCACCCACUGAUCGCAUCAUCGAUGGACUUAUCAGUUUGGAUCUGCUGAAGAACUAUUUGAAUGGCACCGCUUUGCAUAAUGCUAUAGACAUGGGUCGUACGAAGGAUAUCACGGAUUGUGAGCUCAUAUAUCGCGAUUGUGAAUGGUCGAAACUGCAAAAUAAAGCUUGGGAAAUAGCGAAGAAGUUUUUUAUUGGAUAUCUCGGGAGACAGGUGUAGUGACUUUAGUGACACCACGUUCGAGUUGUGCUUGUACCGUUAUUGUUGUUAAAAAGCUGUUAUAAUAUUUCUAUAAUUUUAAAAUAGUGUAGUAUUUUUAUAUUUUUUCUAUGAGCUUAAGUGCCAAAAAU